Messenger RNA from Bombus huntii, 5587 nucleotides. RefSeq lists its product as uncharacterized. The transcript has a single exon. The record is from RefSeq and is a predicted model, not a curated record. Bases 3764 to 4879 code for a protein of 371 amino acids. NCBI's taxonomy places the organism in Eukaryota, Metazoa, Arthropoda, Insecta, Hymenoptera, Apidae.
GGUUGUCAAAUAAUCGAUAUGCAUUGUGCGUAUGCACUGUACAUAUACGAAAAUUCUCUUCCCUACAUACUUUCUUUUUUUUCUUAAGGAAUAUGACGUUUGUAAUUUCAAUGUCUUGUUUGUAAUUGUAAUGUCUCAAACAAAUUUAUUAUAUGAGGAAAAAUUAUGCAUUUACCUAAAGGUUAAACGUGCAACGAACAUUAUCAAUGCAUGAGUCAGUACAGGGCAUUAAAAUUGUCCGCGAGGAUAUCUUUAGAAAUUGAUUUGGAAAACAGAGGUAUACACGUGCCUAGUUAUUCACAGGCCACGUUUCGGCACGUGUCAUUUUUGUUCCUCUUUUGUCGCUCUUUUCCAAUACGCUAUGAAUCAUCGAACCUUUCCCCGCUGCCACUUUGAUGUUCACCCAUCGACGCGGUAUGUAUUAUGAAACUGCUCAACUGUUUGUAGAAGGUUGAAGAAUAAAGUACAAAACGUAUCUGAAAUAUUUUAAAAAUACUCUGCCGUCAGAUCGUAAUGAUCUCUGUUGACCUUUCUUUCAGUCGCUCGGGUGAAACAGCGCGAUCAAAUUAAUUAAUCCCUGUUGAUGGGAAUUGUGUUCGUAUGAAACGCUGUAAACUAGCAUCGAUGGAAAAUUUCUUUCUAGACCAAACUCUUUUUUCGAGCUAACACGUGCGUAACGAAAUUACUUUCAGAUUAUUCUAAAAACGCUCGUGCACGAUCGAUGAUAUUGUCAAUUGUUUUUAUAAUACUUUACAAAGUAACAUUUCGUACGAUUUAUUUUUAUGCGUUUUAUAAUAUUGUCAAUAUUUUUUAAUUUGGUUUAUGAACAAUAUUAACAUUGUCGCAAGAUAUUAAGAUAUAAAAUACUGUUUCGUCCGGUGACUCUUUGACUAGCCCUCGAUCGAGGCGGCCCCGUCAAUAUAAUUAGUUGGACCGUAAUAAUCAUAAGGAACUAUCGUAAAACUAAGCAUUUCGAUUUGACCGUUAAGUGGUAUAAAACACCUUCGAGUCAAUGUGUAACCAUAUGGUUAUUGCUCCAUCAGGCAAAACGUGGGGAAACAUGAGAUUUCCCAUGUUUCCCAGGAUUUUCACCCGCAAACGACCGGUGGUGGGGCGACCAACACCCAACAAGAGUUUUCCUUUGCGACAGCAUCGUCACCGAAUUUUACUGGUUCUACGACUACAACAGAACAGUCAACAUCUCUGUACUGGGUUCACUACAUUAACUCAGUCAACAUUUCUUCGUUAUCUACAUCUACCUUUGAUCCCUCAUAUUGUUACGUCCGGUGACUCUUUACGUUCGAGGCGGUCACCAGCUGCACACAUAGAAUUAAGCGAAUCGCAGUAAUCCUAAGGAACUGUCAUAAAACGAGGCUCUUUGAUUUACCGUUAAGGCCGUUAAGCGGCAUAAAAGAUCUACGAGUCAAGAGGUUCCUUAUAGUUAUUGCUUCAUCAGGAAAAAAUUGGGGAAACAGGUUUUUUCAUGAUUUCGGCCGCAAGCGACCAGUGGUGGAGCGAUCACCACCAAGCAAGAGUUUUCCUUUGCAUCGUCGCCGAACUUCACUGGUUCUUCGACUUUAGAACAGUCAACAUCUCUUUAUCGGGUUUCCACCCUUCGAUCAUUCGCCUACUUAACUUAUACCUUACGUAUCAACGUAACUAUCUUCUCUACAAAGUUGUUGGAAAUAUAUACUAUCAUUGAACUGUUAAUCGAGCAUUAUACUCAUUAAAUUACCUCUAUUAUCUUAAACGAAGUAGGGGAUCGAUCAAUUUCGUGGCGUCGAUUGUAAAAUCGUAACAGGAAUUUACGACUGCCGUUGACGCGUUUCCUUGAGAUCGCGUCUCUCCGCGAACGGUCGGCAAAACAAAUACUAUUUCGAUAAUUUGAUAUCGUUAUCAGUUUAAAUACUAAGUUUAAUGAAGUAUUAUUAAGAAAAGACCAUUGGCAAAAAAUAUUAAAGUGACUCGGUACUAUCAUUGUCAAAUUGGAUUGAUCAAUAUUAUUAAUAGCGUGCGGGCCUAUUGAGCUUGGGAGAAAAGGUCGGUUGCCAAGCCCGUGUAUUUCUAUGGUGAAGAGUAAAGGUUAGCGUAAGUCCUUCGUGUAGAUUCCAGGAUGUACUUACUCUCACCAAGUUGCCUGUAAAAUAUUAAAUGGCGAGGUAUUUGAUCCUGAGCCUUGACACUGUUUAACAUACAACUUUUUAUAUAAAGAAACAAGAUAUGAUAGAUGGAUUUUUUGUCUGCAAGCGUGACAUCGUUUUACGAGCGUGGAAAGUGGUGUGAAGAAGGCUUAAAACAACGCGAAGGUUCAUCUAUCCGUCGUUCUCUGUUGUCCCUUUCACUGCAAACCGACCGCGUGGGAGGUCCGUUCAGGAUCUCAUAGUAAUUUUAACACGAACUAGUCUUCGUUCGCGGCUCAGUCUCUACCGAGGUGUCUUUCGCGGACAAUCAUCUGCCCUCGUGAAAUCUGCCCUCAACUUUUCGAAUCGACAAACUCCUGUAAUUAAAUGUUAGACUUACACGCGUCCAAGUAAAAUUCGUAAAGUGAAGGAAAUGCGUGCUUCGUUAACAUUUAGUGAGACGUUAAGCGAAAAGAGCAGCUAUUCGAUUGGAAAUAAUCGUCUGAAAAGGAUCAGUCGCUGUCUUGCUUUCCGAUCAUGUUAAUUACGUUAAUUACUCCAUUCAUCGUGUGGACGAAUGGUCUCAAUUAACCGACAGACAACCGGUCGAAAGAAGUCAACGAGAAGGCUGAUCUAAGUUCGAGGAACGAUCAAGAGAACGAUUUUAUUGAUCGCUCGUGAUCGGCGACAGAGUAGACGGUUCUCGUGGAUGGAAACUGGAUCAGUGAUUUCCCAUGAGAUCGAAAAUCCAGAGCGGCUGGCACAAAGAGGCAAGAAAUCGGUGAAAACGGUGUCUGAGAAAAGCCGAGCCAGAGAACGCCGAUACGCGCGUGCAACGAGAUAAUUGCAUCGCUUCGUAGUCAACUGCUAUUGCGUAAUGUUCGCAUUACCACCAUAGACGUAUGAGAAAAAAAGAAGUUGUAGCAACGACGACGCGUCAGGUUGUUAAACCUAUUUACCGUUUCGCGUUCACGCUUAUUGGAUACAGUCGCGGUUGUGUGGCUCUUCCUUCUCCCUGAGUUUUCGUCCUCGUUCCAUUGUUCCAAACGAAUUGCAUAAGCGUAUUCGCGGUGUUCGUCGACAGCCAGGAAGAAAUUCACGCGACGCUGCGACGAAGAUUUCAAUGAAAUUCGAGCGUUUAGCAUAAUUGACCGGCUGCUUGCUUCUACCCGUACAGAAAUCGUCGUCGAUUUCCACCGAAUUAACGUUUCAGCAAUUCUGAGUUGCAGUCAUCCAACGAUCACGAUUGCGAGUUAAGAUAGCGAAAGAAGCAGCAAUCUUCGCUAUGAACGUUCGUCUGAUCCGUGUGCCGUCUUUCAGAGCUUUGCCUUUCAAACACCAUUGAUAUCUCUUUCGUGUCUUCGUAACAGUCGGUAUACAUAUUUCGUUCACGGUCAAGUGCCUGUGAUUCCGAAACAGCAGGAAGUACAAAGCAAUUUCCGUUCGAGGUAUCCAGGUUAAUAUCGUAGUACAUAUUCACAUCUGAGAAAUACAGUGUCAUCGGCCAUGGGUCACCAUGGCAGAUACAACCGAAUUUUCACUAACCCUAUCGGAAAGUUGUGUGUGAUAACCUUUCUAACGUGAAUGGUCUCAGCUCUGGUUUGCGAUAAAAAACCGUUGACAUAAAAUUCGCCGAGCAAACAAUGAUGGAAAACGUGUAUGUGAUAAAGGUGAAAACGAAGCCAGCUUUGUCUUCUCUGUACCCAUCCGAACGACGUUAUUCGGCAUCGACCGUGGGAGGUUUGUCCUUCGUGCAUUUUGGUCUGGGUGCACUUUCCCUUCUGCUAGGCAGCUUGGCCUUAUCUCUUCAAGGUCCGAUCCUAUCGGUCGCGUGUUUGGUUCCUUUCGUGACCGGUCUACUCGCCUGGAGAAGAUGGUACAUCGAUAGGAACAUCGCUAUCUUCUUUUACGGAAAUCUGUUCUCCUUGAUAGCAGCGAUCCUCUGCUUCAUCGCCACAGUGUUCGACAUCGCAGCCGCUGCGGAGAGUAGAAGCUCUCUGUGGUCGCUGGAAAGAAUUCUCGAGCAGCCGCGAGAUCAUUCUGACCUGAAGAACGACACUCUGUUAAACGAGACGAUGCCACUCAGCGAAGACAAUUUCAAUCUCAGUAGAAUCUAUGAUCAAUCUGCAAAUAUUCGUCUUUACUCUCCCAUGCCUGGCAUUGUAUUUGAUAACAUGUCAAACAUAUCUGGGUACAUCUUGAGAACUUCGACGAUUGAUCCUGAGGAAGGUGAGACCGAAAGUCCUAGUAGAUCGUUCACUAACAGUGAUUCUAAAGACGAAGAGAAUUCGCCAGAUUCGGAUAACGUUACCGAAGAAUCCUUGAAAACGAUCAAGAGCAGAAUGAUGUCAUUCUUGUACAGAGAUCAUCAGCAGUCCUCGCAUACUAGGAUCUUACUCACAGUGAACGUGUUGGUGGCGUCUCUCCUCGAAGCAUUUUGGUCUGCACUGAGCGCUAGAAUAGCGUUGCGGGGGAUGAUGAAUCGGUUGCCAGAAAGCGGCUACGUGAAUGGAACAGUUGGAGAUAAAAAAUUGGAAGAAACAGCAGCGGGUAAGAGAAAACCAGCUCCAAGACCGGACAUUUUGGAUCACGAUCGAAGACUGUCUGAAAGUUUGCAAAAUUUAACAACGUUACACAGCCUGAGGAAUUCGGGACCAAGGUUACCACUGCCAGAAUCCAGCAGGGAAUUCAGGGAAAGAGUAGAAAGAUUUCUGGUGAAUCAGGCAGCGCAUCGCGUCGUCGAGGGAUCCUGUUCUUAAAAUGAAAAUAACAGAGACAAUUAAAUUGCGAAUUACGAUAUUUAAUACCGAUAGCAACUUUGAAUAUCAAUAUUCCUUGUAAUAUAACAGUUUACGCGUAAUCUUCGAUCUCAGAACGUAUGCAAGUACAAUGACUCGCGCAGGUAUUUCAAGUUCGGUAUUAUUAGUAGUAUGUUGAUAAAAAUUGACGAUGGUCGACAUCGUUCCUGGUAACAGGAACAAAAUUUCGCUGUCGAUAAUAUUUGCCAGUAACCAAACAAUUUUUAAUCAUUUGUAACAAAUAAUCUGAUAGAUUCAAAUGUGGAAGGCGCAUAAGCCAUUUGAAAAUAGGCGAUGAACAAUGUUUUGUAAGAAACGAAUAAUAUUAGUCUAAUUGUUAUGCAUGUUGGUUGAUCUUAAUUAAUAUGUUUAAUAUUUUUCAAAUUGACAGAAAUAUAUAUUUUAUCCGAAAGAUAGUUUCGACGUGGAAUUGACUGACAGCGUGUUGAAUUUAAAAAUUGUUCUUUCAUGGGUGACAGGAAAUGUGACUCGUCGUGUUUUUCAUCUACGAUCUUUAUGUUCAUGAAAGGUUUCUAUAAGUGAGCCAUUGUAUCUUUGCACUUAUACGAGUACUACAGUAGAUUAGUAGUAUGACCUGUUUGAUAUCACAAUUUUAAUGAUUAUCACGCGCUAUAUAUCCAGCUGAUGUAAUAAAGUUUCACGCAACGA